AUGUGCUGCAAGUCAUGCAACGGUGUCACCGUAGAUUAUCGAGAACGAGGUGCUGAGUUUUUCAAUACAAAAAAUGACACAUCUAUCUGCUUUGAUCGGAUGAGUAAAUCUUACUGUAGCAGAUUCCAUUCAAACCUCGGUACCUGGAGCACAAAACGAUGGUCCUGUAACUCAGAGCAUUUCCGACUCGCAUUUCGAGUAUGUCGAGAGAGUUGUGGCUUCUGCACGAUGGACUGGCGCAACUCACCAUCGCCUAUGAAAUGUAUUUGA
Molecule: messenger RNA, 270 nt
Organism: Cooperia oncophora
Lineage: Eukaryota; Metazoa; Nematoda; Chromadorea; Rhabditida; Trichostrongylidae
Source: the annotation of a GenBank genome assembly